Cooperia oncophora is the source of this 657-nucleotide messenger RNA. The record is from the annotation of a GenBank genome assembly. Lineage: Eukaryota; Metazoa; Nematoda; Chromadorea; Rhabditida; Trichostrongylidae.
AUGCAGUACUCAACACCGGAGUCCUGCACAGAUCAGCGGACCGAGACGCCAUCGUCUGAUCAGCUGAACACCGAGUUCAGCACUACCAACGACUUUUCGCCUGACAAUGGCAUCGGAUCGGAUAGGGAUCCCUCUCCAGACUGUGUCUCAACCUCCUCCGGUGAGCCGCAACUGCUCAACACCAAAGCCAUUUCGGCAGAGGAUGCUGAACUUCAACGACAAAUCCUCCGUCUUCAGUCGUUCAACAACGACCUCAACGCCGACAAGAAGCCGGCGUUGAACCUACUGUCGUCAUUCCAUAAUAAUCCAUUGUUGGCCGAAAAAUUGGCCAGCUGUAUGAUUCCCGGCAUGCCGACACCACCGUCGGCUACCGUACCGUUGGCCGCUUCACUUGGUCAAACGCCAAACACGCAUGAGGUGACGCCCACGAAACGGAAACGACAACGGAGAAAUCCAGUAUGGCCGUAUUUCGAUGUCGUUGAUGGUACGGCACGAUGCAAACAAUGUUUGUACAGCACAAAAUCGGUGUUCAGUACAAAUUUAAAAGUGCACCUACGAUCACACCAUCGGGCCGAUUACGAAAAGGUUUGUCCACUGUGUUAUAGUCAUAUCACUUUUGAAUUUUUUAAAAACUUAUACAAUAUAGGUAACACUUGA